UUGAAUAUCCAACAUGAAGCAAUAUCUGGUGUUUGCUCUCGUCUUCGCGACAAUUCUUGUUCUGAUCGGCGGCCAUCCCCUGGAGGAUCAAAGGGCUACCCUGGAGGAUGCUGAGGCACAGCCCGGAAUCGAUGAUGGAGCUGGAAUAAGGGCUGCCCGUCACUUUGGCGGCGGAUUUCGGCGCGGCGGAUUCUGCUGCGGAGGAGGAGGCGGCGGCUUUCGGCGGGGUGGAUUCUAUCCUGGCGGAGGCUACGGAGGCUAUCCCGGAGGUGGCUACGGUGGAGGCAGUGCAUCGGCCUCUGCGUCAGCCUCAGCCAGUUCCAGUUGGGGACGUAAAUAAGUAUAAUUUUCCUAAUUGAGACGAAUAUAGACAAAAGUCGAAACGAAAACAAAAA
Messenger RNA from Drosophila biarmipes, 395 nucleotides. RefSeq lists its product as uncharacterized. Lineage: Eukaryota; Metazoa; Arthropoda; Insecta; Diptera; Drosophilidae. The coding region runs from base 14 to 340 and encodes 108 amino acids. The record is from RefSeq and is a predicted model, not a curated record. The transcript has a single exon.